Molecule: messenger RNA, 7662 nt
Organism: Trichoplusia ni (cabbage looper)
Lineage: Eukaryota; Metazoa; Arthropoda; Insecta; Lepidoptera; Noctuidae
Gene: cdi
Exons: 9
Coding region: 416-2761 (781 amino acids)
Biological process (GO): actin cytoskeleton organization; protein phosphorylation
Cellular component (GO): nucleus; cytoplasm
Molecular function (GO): protein serine/threonine kinase activity; ATP binding
Source: RefSeq, a predicted model, not a curated record
UGAUAAGUCAUGUCAUGUGUUGGUGUUGCUUGGCUUGCUUGCUUUCAGCUUUCUUUACUUUGCUUGUACGCGCGUCGUCAGUCAAUUGGACUGUUUAUGUGUAGAAACAUUUAUCGCAUAACACACAAAUCGUAACAACAAACUCGAUCGUUAAUAAUAAACCGAAACAAGCCCUGUAAAGUGCCAAUAACAGGAGGAUAUUUGGGAAAUAUGUGAAAGUGACAGUAGCAAAAUCGACAUAGUUUUGUGUGAUUAUAAUGUUAUUUCGCAUAUUUUCGAGUACCGUCAGUUAGUGUAUUAGCGUUCACAAAUAUGUUGCGCGUGAAGCACAGUCCUUGUGUGGUGGAGGACACUUGAUCGGGAACACUAUGUUCGAAGCGGGAUAAGCGUACUCGUUAUAGCACGAUCAGCUAUAAUGCAACACGAGUGUACGCAGGAGGGUGGCAGGAGCAGGUACGAGCGGCGCAAGCCGAGCAAAGUGCUGAAGAUAGCGGAGAGCUUCACGAACCUGGAUGAGACGGCCAAGUCGGGGCGUUACGUGCGAGGGCCGCACUCGAAGGUGGGCCGCAGGUACCGGGACGGCGAGAACGGGAGCCGGACUAAGCGUACGGUGUGUUGUGAUGGUGAUUGUGAUAAGGAGUCAGGUGUGAGUGAGGAUUGUGAGAGACUGGGCGACCGCCGGGUGACGGGCUCGUCAUGUACGGCCCUGCGGACCGCCGUCGCGGCGCUCUACCCCUUCGACGACUUCGUGCUCGAGAAGAUCGGAGCUGGCUUCUUCUCAGAAGUCUUCAAAGUAACGAACAAGACCUCCGGCAAGGUGAUGGUGCUCAAAAUGAACCAGCAGCGCGCCAACAGGCCCAACAUGCUUCGCGAGGUGCAGCUGAUGAACAAGCUCAAACAUCCCAAUAUACUCGGGUUCAUGGGCGUGUGCGUGCACGAAGGGCAGCUGCACGCGCUGACGGAGUACAUGGAGGGCGGGUCCCUGGAGCAGCUGAUCCUGGGCCGGCCGCCCGAGCCCAUGCCGCAGCCGCUCCGCAUCUCGCUGGCCGCAGACGUCGCCGACGGCAUGAUGUACCUACACUCCCUCGGUGUCUUCCAUAGGGAUCUUACUGCUAAGAAUGUACUAUUAAGAAAAUACGGAGAAGGCGACUACAUGGCUAUUGUCGCUGACUUCGGCCUCGCAGCCAAAAUACCUCAUGAGAACGGCUACAGGCUGCCCAGCGUGGGGUCUCCGUGGUGGAUGUCCCCCGAGUGUUUGCGCGGCCGGUGGUACGACCACCGGUCCGACAUAUUCUCCUACGGGAUCAUUCUGUGCCAACUUAUCGCCAGGGUGGACGCCGACCCGGACGUGCUGCCUCGCACGGACAACUUCGGCCUCAACUACAUGGCGUUCGUGGAGCUUUGCGAUGAGGACACCGUUCCUGAAUUCUUGAGGCUUACCUUCAACUGCUGUAUCUAUGAGCCAAAAGCGCGUCCACUAUUCCCCGAAAUAGUAAACAAGCUGGCUGAGGUGAAGGAAAGCCUCGAUGACGCGGCGUGGGCCUCACACAACUCUAAUAACCAUAAUGAAAGUGAGGACGCGGAUUCUUCAGGCCCGCGCUCUUGUCCCGGACUGUACGCGUGGCGACGUCCACAACGGUACAAGUCUGAAGGCAGCCCCAGGCAUCAUGACCAUGACCAGCUUCAACACCGUCGCUCUCUGUCGGAGCUGGAGUGGGGCGCGGCGCGGCUGGCGGGGGGCGCGCGCGGCGGGGGCGCGCACCGGUCCGCGGGCGCGCUGGCGGGGCGCGGCGCCGGCGGGGGGCGCCUCGCGCGCCUCACGCGCCUGGCGCACGUCAUGCUGCUGCGCGACGCGCACGCCGCGCCCGCGCCCGCGCGCGACUCGCUGGCCGCCUUCCGCGGCGUCAAGAAGAUCCUGGAGCCGCACCCGGGCUCCGCGUCCUGCGCCGAGCUGCCCUCGCCGCCGCGCGCCGCGUCCCGCGCGCUGGACCUGUCGGACGACGCGCGCGCCGCCUCGCUGCCGUCCUCGCCCGCGCUGUCGCGGCGCGGCAGCCUGGACGCGCGCCCGCCGCCGCGCCGCGGCUCCUGCGAGAGCGGCAUCUUCUCCGUGGCCAACGAGGAGCUGUGCGGCGCGCGCGCGGCCGGCCGCGCCCGCGCCGCCGUGUGCGCCUGCUCGCUGGUGGGCUGCCCGCGCUGCUGGUGGCGGCGGCGCGCGGCGUCCCCGCGGCCCGCGCCCGCGCCGGGCCCGGCGCGCGCCACGCUGUGCGCCGCCUGCCUGCUGGCCUACGACCGGGCGCUGGACGCGCGCGAGCCCGCGCCGGGCGCCGAGCCCUUCCUGUGCGGGCGCGCGGACGACGCGCCCGACUCGGGCUCGGAGGGCGAGGGCGAGCCCUACGAGUACCACAUCCUCAGCCAGUGCUGCUGCGGGGGCGCGGCGGGCGCGCGCGCGCGGGCGGCGGCCGUGCGCUCGUCCAGCGUGUACACGGACAGCAGCGAGGACGUGGCCAGCCUGGCGGGCUCGGACAGCCUGUACUGCGACGAGCGGGUGCCGCGCCACGUGCGCUCGGCGCAGAUCAGUAAGAUCGUGGAGUACUUCGAGCGCAAGGGCGCGGACUUCACGUGCGAGCGGUCGCGCGGCCACUCGCGCUUCCGGCUGGCCGCGCCCGCGCCCGAGCGCCGCAAGUGCGUGGCGCAGCAGCGGCUCAUGAUCUGUGAGGGCGCCGUCAAGUCCAAGCUGCCGCUGUUCGACAAGAAGUCAUAGCGCUAGGCCCGCGGCCGCCCGGCGGCUCGCUCCCCUCACUAGAUACGUACGUGGCCCCGCCGGCCUCCCGCAGGCCUCACCUACACUGCUGUACUACAGUUCUUCAGCGUGGCGCGGUGCCGAUGUGUUGCCUCCACUUCGGAUCUCCGGAUCCUGGGACUCGUGACUUCCAUAGUGUUUACAGAUGAUAAUAAUAUUUUUAUUGUUAGCAGCUGAGCGCAGCUAACUAUUCAUUAUUCACGUGUUAAGAAUAUUUGAUCACAAUAAUUGUAAAAUCAGUAUUUUCCAAGGCUAGUGCCAAUGAUGCCCUUCGAGGACGGAAGCCUGUACUUCAGCCGGCCGGGCCGCGCCCGGUUUGGCAUCAAAUCGAGUUUGUUUGACUGAUUGUAACUUCGUACUUUAUUUAUAUUUACGAUAAAGACGGAAGUAAUUGAGAUUACAAAGAAGGUUGUAGCGGAGAUUAGUCGAAAUUAUCGGUGAUAUAGUCAAUGUGUGGUUGAAUAGUCCUUUAUAACGUGGCCUAUCCGUAUAUUAUGAAGGCCUUUUAGUCGUUUUAGUCUAAAUAUUAUAGACGACAUUGCGUUCUGAACUUUGAUUUCGCUUACACAUCAGAUGCAGAGUUGCAACAUGUAAAUAAUAAUUAAUUUUAGGUUACUAUUCGUUAACUUUAUAAUUUAUUUUUAUUUUUUUCCAGUAUUAAAUAUUACUUGCCAGUUUACAGAUAAUUUAAGUGUGUACAUAAUUUAAAUUUAAAAUUGAUUGUCAUAAUAAAACUUAUAAACGUUGGCUACAGAUUAGUACUGAACUAAAUAUAUUACGUUAACAGUUUUCAGCUGAUUACGUUAAGGUUCUUAUUUAUAUUUAACUUUACAAAGAUGCAAUCGCUAUAUUUCGUUAAUCUUCGACAAAGUCAUUUAUAAUUAUUUUAAAUUUAUUAUUUACUUUAAAAAGAUCAUUUUUCUUAUUUAUAUUUAUCUUACUUGAUAAAAUAUAUGUAUACUCAUAAUAUACGGGCAAAAUACGUCCUAAAGUAUAUAGUUACAAAUAAACUCGGUGUCGCGUUGCUAGUCUUAUAAAACGCGCCGCCUCUGUCGAAAUCCGUCGUAUUAAUGUGUAAAGAAGGAUGGUGUGGACUUACAAACAAUAUUUUUAAUAUUUUUCUCUGAGCAUCAUUUAAAUGUGCGUACAUUAACAAAUAAAAUGCUAUCGACAUUAACUAAAUGUACGCAUAUUUACCGCAAAAAUGGAUUCACAAAUCAAAGUCGUAAGGAAAUCGAACAUAAUACUUUAUUUAUACAUUUUCGGACUUAUUUGUAGCGGCGACUUUGUUUUGUCGAUCCCUCUCAUUCCACCCUCCGGUUUCCUCUAAACAAAAUAUAAUGUACAAAUAUGUGUCAAAAAUCAGACCGAACUAUAGAGAAAAAAAUAUUUUGUGUUGCCAGUUAUUCGACGUUACAAUAAAUAGAAGGAAAGCUAGAAAAAUAAUUACCAAUAAUAAUACAGUUCCUCGUAAAUUUUGUUUUAAAUACGAUGGUAACACUUCAAACAAACAAAUGUCAUAAUCCAAAUAGUAUUUUUUACAGUAUGUAAAAAAAUAUUUAUAGAAAAUAUACGUUAAUUUCACACGAAAAGCAGUAAAUAUCUGGCAACACAUAAUGUAAUGUUAAAAUAAUAUCAUAUUUUUGUAAAUACAGUAUUAACGUGGUGUAUUUAAAUAUCAUUGUCAUCUUAUAGUAUAUUUUACUUUAAAAUCAUGGUUAUAUUGUUAAAGUCAGGGUAUACAUGGUGUAAAUAUAAAAUGUUGAGAUAAAAUUGUGAAACACACGAUCCGCCGCAGCGGUAUAGUUGUCAGUGCCAAAAAAAAUAUGAUUUCACUUAUUAAUCCAAGUGCCUGAUUCACUUUGUCGUUUCGUUCCGAAAUUCAAUUGCAGCUAUCGUUAACAGUUGAAAUAGAUAUAGACUUUUAUACUUUGUUCUUGUUGUACAGAAGAUGGAUACACUCAGUUUACUCAAGUCGUGUCCAAUUUCUGUAUUUAUCUGAACGUCGCGGCAUGUCGUCGCGGCUGACGUAACUUGGAAUUAGUGUUGGAACUCUUCUUUAUUUAUAUAUGAAUGAGCAAUUACGUGUCCGUCCAUAAUUAGGCGAUGAAAUGCUUUUGUCCUCGGUAGCUGUACCAUCUUUAAAACUACACGCAAUUUUAUACUCUAUACCUAGUGGGGAAGGUGUAAUAUCGUGUAAUAUUGACAGGUGGUACAAAUUGUAAUGUUGCUAUUUACCUAUUAGAUUUGAACGCAUUUCGAUCGAUACUUACCCCAUUUGCCAGUAGCGAGUACUAUAUUACUAUAAGUGCGUAAAGGAAAGUAGCGAAAAGUACUAUUUAUGGUACCAGUUAAUGUCAAAUGGGCACUAAUUGGACACUAAGACUGAUAGAGGAACUACUUAGCAGCUUUUUUGCAGCAAUCUGUCAGAGACAGACUACUAUGGAUAUAAGACAGUGGGUAUUGAGAAUGUUCCUAGGUAUUGUAUCGAAAACCGUUAAGAUAAUUCCUUUAUUAAGGAACAACCAUUUUAUGUUUUUCUCAUUAUAGCAUCUGUUUUAUUAAGUCGUUCAAUAACACUGUCUUAUAAGAAUAGUAUUAGCUUUCAUCGUAGCGGGUCCUACGUAUACGAUGCGACAUAAAUCUCUGACGGCGAGAAGUUUUGUCUCUAGCAAUGCCGUCAUACAGGCAAUGUCGCAGGUAUCAGUGACUUGUGUUGCCUCGUGUACGCAGGCCCUUAUACCAGCAAUCUGUUAUGUUAUAUAUUGAAGUCGUUGCUGUAUAUAUAUACCAUUGUUUAAAUAGCCGAUUAUAUUAGUGAAUCCCAUUUUUAUUCCCAUUUCAUUGUAUUAUAUGUGUCAUGUUACAUUUGAAUUUUGCGAACUGUCGAGACACUACUUAAAUAGAAUUCUGUCUACAACUUAUUCGACAUAAAUCGAAUAUGAUAUUAUUAUAGAACAAAUUGUACCUAACUAUAAUUGUAAGGUAAUAGAACGCAUUUUAGCGUUAUUAAAAUUCAAUUUAAGACAUUGUGAUGUGUGAAAUAAAUUCAAGUUUGUCAAACAUUUUCAAUAUUUUGAUGUUGUUAUUAUUAUCUUAUUUGCGAUGGCAACUUUGUCAAUCAACCCUCGGUUUUUGAUCGACUGAUAAAUCGAAUCUGUUGUCAUAUUGUUCAUUUUCUUGCUUUACGAAUUAAUCGACAACUUUUGAAAGUUUGAAUUAUAAUAACUUACAAUAUAUUAGAACAACAGUCUCACUUAGAUCGAGGUGUAUGAAUGAACCAUGUUGAAAUUUGACCAUAAUAAUGAUUGUGUUGUUAUAAUAAUAGGUUGACAUCGCAAAUAUGAUCACUUAACAGUUAUAGAUAUCGAUUUCGGUAUAAAUCUCUUCUACUUAUCAUAUAUUAGUUUCCAUCUUAAUAUUUAUAUUAAGCAAUUCGUACUUCCAAUAGUUUUGAUAGACAAAUUCGUAUUUGAUCAGUAAAAUUUAAAUCUUCAACAUUUGACUAUUAAUAAGAAAAAAUAUGUUCCACAAUGCACAUCUUGAUUUGAUUUUUUUUAAUUCUUUAAAUUACUAUAACAAAUUAAUGCGUGAAAUAGUAUCGACUUAAUAUUUUGUGCAAUAGAAACAUUGUUAGAUACAAUGUCGUAUUUAAUAUUGUGAUUGGCGACAUCUUUGGUAUCUGUCAAACGUUUCCCGCCAUUUUAAGUUUUAGUCGAUACGAUAUUGGUUUGACAGCGUGAAUGAACAGAUACCAUUGAUGUUAGAAUAAAUACUAAUUAUAUGCAACGGACGCAGCUAAAUUAAUCAAAAACAACUGAAAUUAGCCUACGAAACUCAAAAUGCAUGUAGCUAAAGCAAACAACAAAAGGAGUCGAUUAAUAAUGUAUAUUUUCGCAUGAGUUUCUAAUAUUUCUAUUUGUUUUCGAAUCGAGAAAAUAUUAUUGUCACCUUAGGUGUAACUUUUCUCAAUUAUUUUAAUUAUAUAAAAAACGUUUCAGCACUAAUUCGCACCUGCCAAUUAGUAAGGUCUUGUAUUUAGUUUGAGGAAGGGACAAAGUUACACCGCAAUAAGCAUAUCAGUUACAGAGUAGGUAAUUAUUAGUUAUUUUUAAAUACUUAGGUUUUAACGACAACACACGACCGAUUGUAAUGACACACCUACGUAAUAUGGGGGCGAGAAAGUUCUCUUGAAUAUCCAGAAAUUACAAUAUAGAACACUUUGAACAAAACAAUGUUGGGUUUAGAUUAAAGAGAAAAAAAAGAGUUCGUAGAAAAAAGUUCAACUUAGUUUCGAAAAGGGAACAGUAAAUAUCUUUCAUAACACUGCGACAGCGAAGCCUUUGUUCAAACAUUUUUAUGUGUCUCUUAAUUCCUGCUUAAAGUGAUAAAAAGUAAUAUAAUUAUGUUCAUGUAGGUAUAUGUUACCGGUAUAUGUUACAGAGGCUAUUUUACUGUGGUUUAAUCUUAGAUGGCCACGUUCCUGAUACUUGUGUAAUAUUUCUUAAAUAUUGUCAUUUAAAAUGAGACAAGAGCCACUUAGUUGACUCCAUGGCAGUAACAAGCAUAAUAAUGUAUUGACAGUUAUAUUUGAGCGAUGCAAUACCAUUUUAUAUUGGUGCUGCGUGAUGAGGCGUCAAUACAGUCGGCCGUGAAUGUCGUGUUAUUUAAGUUUUGUGUACAUAGCUCCUAACGUUCCUUGUUUUUUAAGGCACUAACGGUUUAAUGUAGAACAUUUUCUUAUACGGUUGUGUCAUUUACAAGCCCAGACUUAUUAUAGUUAUAGAUGAAGCCGAUUAGGCAGUUACUGAACGAGAAAUUUGUAAAAUGAAGGUCGUAUUAAAUAUAUUUUGUUUCAAAAA